ACUCUCCCUUUGAAGAAAACAUUUUGCAGCACCCACAAACUACUUCCAGUGACUAUGGACUCGACUGUUUCUCCCGGUUUCAAUAUCCCGUUAAAACGAGAAAGGAGAAGUGUCUAGAAGUGUCUAGAACUUAAAACCCUCCCCUGAACACCGGAGGCACCACAACACCAGCGCAGCGGAAAUUCACAAGGUGUUUUUUUGGGGGGAAGAGUUGAAGGGACGCAGAAACGCUCACCAGUGAAAGAUGAAGAUGCUGUGGUAUCUGGCUGCUCUGCAGCUGUUCUUGGCUCCAGCUCUCCUGCUGCCCAAUGGGGACUACUGGGAGGAAUGGAGUCCCUAUGGAGAAUGUAGUCGGAGCUGUGGGAGUGGGGUUACCCUAAGGACCAGGAGAUGUGUCAGCCAGAGGACUGACGGAGGGAAUAACUGUGUGGGACCAGACAAGUCCUACAGCUCCUGUAAUAUCCAGGACUGCCCAGAGGGAUCUAGAGACUUCAGAGAAGAGCAGUGUUCUCAGUUUGAUGGAUCUGACUUCCAGGGAAAACGAUACAAAUGGCUCCCAUACUAUGGAGCUGACAACCUGUGUGAGCUGAACUGUAUGCCCAGAGGAGAGAACUUCUUCUACCGUCACAGGACAGCUGUGGCCGACGGCACGUCCUGUCACCCCGGGAGGAAGGAUGUCUGUGUUGAUGGAGUCUGUAAGCGUCUGGGCUGUGACAACAUGCUGGAAUCCCUCCAGCAGGAUGACCCCUGUCUGCAGUGUGGGGGCAACGGACAGUCCUGCUACCCCGUCAGGAGCACCUUCAGCAUGAACAACCUGCCCAAAGGCUAUAACCAGAUGUUUAUCAUCCCUGUGGGAGCCACCUCCAUCCACAUCAGAGAGACUGUUGCCACUCGUAAUUACCUGGCCGUUAAGAACCUUCGUGGUGAGUACUACCUGAACGGCCACUGGGUGAUUGAGUUCUCCAGGGCCACUCCGGUAGCUGGUACCAUGCUGUACUACCAGAGAGGGGCUGAGGGAGAGAUGACUCCUGAGACCAUCAUCGGCCGCGGACCCACCACCGAGCCGCUGGUCAUAGAGUUGAUCAUCCAGGAACACAACCAAGGAGUAGAGUAUGAGUACUACCUCCCUAACGGUCGCUCCAGAGAGGGAUACUACUGGAGCUUCGGCUCCUGGUCUGCCUGCAGCAGAGAGUGUGGCUCAGGCUACCAGUCCCGUCUGGUGUUCUGUGCCAUCGAUAACGAGGCCUACCCAGACUACCUGUGCACCGCCCUGCCACGCCCCCUCACCAACCGCACCUGCAACCCUCAGACGUGCCCUCAGACCCGUCGCUGGACAAAAGGUGAGUGGAACGCAUGCUCGGUGUCGUGCGGCGGUGGUUCCCAGGUGCGCAGCGUGCAGUGUGUCUCCCAUGAUGCAUCAGGGUCCCGCGUGGUGGAGGACGGCGUCUGUGCAGCCUACACUCUAGCCCCGCCCACCCUGCAAACCUGUAACAUGCAGCCGUGUGCCUCCUGGAGAGCCUCUGCCUGGAGCGCGUGUUCAGUAACAUGUGGAACAGGGGAUCAGUCCAGAGAGGUGAUGUGUGUAGGAGAAGCAUCAGUCCGGUUAGCAGACACCUCCUGCACCGCCUCACUCCGCCCUGUAGCCGCCCAGCCCUGCUCCAUGCCCGUGUGCAUUCUGCCUGUCAGCUGGCACGUUGGAGACUGGGGACUGUGCUCUAAGAGUUGUGAGUCAGGUCUGCGUGAGCGCCAGGUGAUGUGUUCUGACAGAGAGAGGAACCUGUACCCAGUGGAACACUGUAACUCGGUCCCCAAACCCCUCACAUUGGAGACCUGCAACACACAGCCCUGCUACCACCCACAAGUGACCCCCAGCAUGCAGGAUCCCAGAGGACAUGACAACACCCAGUUUGGUUUCACUCCCUACAUGCCAGACCACUUCACAGUCCACAGACCAGAAAGUGUUGACCCCCAGACCAGCACAGUGUACCACCCUCACGGCUCCGGGCCGGCCCAACACUGUAGCCAGUCCUACUACGGCUGCUGCCCAGACGGCACCACAGCAGCCGGGGGGACAAGGGGUCUAGGCUGCCCACAGGGGUCCCGCUGGGCUCCACGCCCUGAGCAGGCUUUCUGUACAACCACCAGGUAUGGAUGUUGCAGGGAUGGUGUGACUGUAUCACAGAGGCCCAACAGGGAAGACUGUCUGGAAUAUGUUCCUCAAGCUCCUCCUCCAGCUGAAAACAGUAUCCAGUGUCGUCUGACCACCUACGGGUGCUGUUUCGACCGUAUGUUCGUAGCCGCAGGUCCCAAUGGAGAGGGCUGCCCAAACCCACCAUACAACGUUCCCAGAACCACCUGUUCUCUGCCCAAGGCAGCAGGCUCCUGCAGUGGCUGGACGGGCCGUUACUUCUACGACGUCGCCGCCGCCGAGUGCUCCCACUUCUGGUACGGCGGCUGCCACGGCAACAACAACAACUUCCUGACGCAUGCCGAGUGCCAAAGGACGUGCCCCGGUGCCCAGCUCAACCAGAUGAGCCGACCCAGUAGCCAAUCAAUCCAGACGAUUCAGCUGAGUCGACCCAGCCAGCCGGGAACAGGUCAGGACGUGAGCAGGGUCUUGCCGGUGCAGAGUGGCAGCUCCAGGGGCUCAACCGAAGGGCGCCAGGGGACCAGCGCUGCAGACCACGCUCACCGGGCCAGAGUCCAUGUCCGCCGCCCCGCCCCUUACGGUGUCCUGCACACCCACCCUGCAGCGAGGUAAGAACCCGAGGACCGUCCGGGGGGCGUCUAGCCAUGCCCACCCUUGCUGCCUCCGCCCGCUGCCCCACCCGCGCGCUGCUCCGCCCACAGCCAGCCACCUGGCUAGGUGACGCUUUAACCCUGAGAAGGAAGCUGAGAUGAGCCAGUGUUAAGGAAGCUUAACAACAUACCACGGAUCAAAGACAGACUUACACACACACACACACACACACACACACACACACACACACACACACACACACACACACACACACACACACACACACACACACAUGUUUACAGGACAUAUACAGUGAUUUCCAAAAGUAUUGGGACAGUGACACAUUUGCUGUUGUUUUGGCUCUGUAUUCCAGCACUUUGGAUUUGAAACGAUACAAUGACUAUGAGCCACAAAUAUCAUAAUCCCUCCCUUGUAAUGGUGAGAGGUUAGCAUGUCGUGGGGGUAUGAUAUGAAAUGCUAAUCUCCCCUGUUAUUGUAAUGGUGAGAGGUUAGCAUGUCUUGGAGGUAUGAUAUAAAAUGCUAACCUCCCCUGUUAUUGUAAUGGUGAGAGGUUAGCAUGUCGUGGGGGUAUGAUAUGAAAUGCUAACCUCCCCUGUUAUUGUAAUGGUGAGAGAUUAGCAUGUCUUGGGGGUAUGAUAUGAAAUGCUAACCUCCCCUGUUAUUGUAAUGGUGAGAGAUUAGCAUGUCUUGGGGGUAUGAUAUAAAAUGCUAACCUCCCCUGUUAUUGUAAUGGUGAGAGAUUAGCAUGUCUUGGGGGUAUGAUAUAAAAUGCUAACCUCCCCUGUUAUUGUAAUGGUGAGAGAUUAGCAUGUCUUGGGGGUAUGAUAUAAAAUGCUAACCUCCCCUGUUAUUGUAAUGGUGAGAGAUUAGCAUGUCUUGGGGGUAUGAUAUGAAAUGCUAACCUCCCAUGUUAUUGUAAUGGUGAGAGAUUAGCAUGUCUUGGGGGUAUGAUAUAAAAUGCUAACCUCCCCUGUUAUUGUAAUGGUGAGAGAUUAGCAUGUCUUGGGGGUAUGAUAUGAAAUGCUAACCUCCCCUGUUAUUGUAAUGGUGAGAGGUUAGCAUGUUGUGGGGGUAUGAUAUGAAAUGCUAACCUCCCCUGUUAUUGUAAUGGUGAGAGGUUAGCAUGUUGUGGGGGUAUGAUAUGAAAUGCUAACCUCCCCUGUUAUUGUAAUGGUGAGAGGUUAGCAUGUCUUGGUGGUAUGAUAUGAAAUGCUAACCUCCCCUGUUAUUAUAAUGGUGAGAGGUUAGCAUGUCUUGGGGGUAUAAUAUAAAAUGCUAACCUCCCCUGUUAUUGUAAUGGUGAGAGGUUAGCAUGUCGUGGGGGUAUGAUAUGAAAUGCUAACCUCCCCUGUUAUUGUAAUGGUGAGAGGUUAGCAUGUCUUGGGGCUAUGAUAUAAAAUGCUAACCUCCCCUGUUAUUGUAAUGGUGAGAGGUUAGCAUGUCUUGGGGCUAUGAUAUAAAAUGCUAACCUCCCCUGUUAUUGUAAUGGUGAGAGGUUUAGCAUGUCUUGGGGGUAUGAUAUGAAAUGCUAACCUUCCCUGUUAUUGUAAUGGUGAGAGGUUAGCAUGUCUUGGUUUUUGUGCGUCUAACUUUCUCACUCAUCAUUAUUCACGAUUCAUUGAUGAUUAUCCGUAACCAUGGUAGCAUCCACAUCAAUGUAGAAGUGUUCAGAAACAUAUUAUAUUCUUAUUUACAAUAAAAGUGACACCAAAAUUAACACAAUACAUUAUUUACCAUUCAUUUGUAUAAGGCACAAAAUAAUCUGUAACAAAACCAAAACAAACAGCAAAUACAUCCAAGUAGAGUCACAAGCUUAAUGUCAUCAUUGCGCACUAGGAAUAUGGGACAAAAUACUUAACUUUUUACUACUUUAAUACACACAUGUAACAUAUAGACAUUUCACAAACGCUCUGCACUUUUAACCUCAUAGUCAUUGUAUCGUUUCAAAUCCAAAGUGCUGGAGGACAGAGACAAAACUACAGCAAAUGUGUCACUGUCCCAAUACUUUUAGAGAUCACUUCACACACACACACACACACACACACACACACACACACACACACACACACACACACACACACACACACACACACACACACACAUAUACACACAUAUACACACACACACAUAUACACACACACACACACACACACACACACACACACACACACACACACGCAAAUACUGUAUAUACCAGCCUCAAAGUCCACUAUCGCCACACUGCUCUACCACAGGUACCUCUCUCACACAGCGACACACAUGCUCGACCUAUAGCUUUAUCGUGUUUCAUCUUGACUAAAAUCCCAGAUGCUGUUUACCUGACAGUGGCCACGUUGGACAGUGCUUAUCUAUAUCUCUGUUGUGCCAUAGAUGGAUGAUAAUUAUUGUCCAUGUUACCGUCAUCGCCGUGUCUGUGUGACUUUCUGGUGUCAUUCAAUAAAACUAAUAUGUCAUUCAA
This is a messenger RNA of Salvelinus fontinalis (brook trout), 5219 nucleotides long. Its product is annotated as papilin-like. Gene Ontology annotation, molecular function: metalloendopeptidase activity; serine-type endopeptidase inhibitor activity. Lineage: Eukaryota; Metazoa; Chordata; Actinopteri; Salmoniformes; Salmonidae. The transcript has 19 exons. The coding region runs from base 245 to 2761 and encodes 838 amino acids. Gene Ontology annotation, biological process: extracellular matrix organization. Gene Ontology annotation, cellular component: extracellular matrix. The record is from RefSeq and is a predicted model, not a curated record.